AUGAAGAAGGAAGAGGAAGGGGAAGAAGAAGAAGAAGAAGAAAGAAAAGGGAAGAAGAGGAAAGAAGAAGAAGGAAGAGGAAGAGAGGAAGAAGAAGAAGGGAAGAGGAGAAGAAGGGGAAGAAGAGGAAGAAGGGGAAGAAGGAGGAAGAAGAGGAAGAAGGGGAAGAAGGGGAAGAAGAGGAAGAAGGGGAAGAAGAGGAAGAAGGGGAAGAAGAGGAAGAAGGGGAAGAAGAGGAAGAAGGGGAAGAAGAGGAAGAAGGGGAAGAUGAAGUAG
Knipowitschia caucasica is the source of this 276-nucleotide messenger RNA. Lineage: Eukaryota; Metazoa; Chordata; Actinopteri; Gobiiformes; Gobiidae. The record is from the annotation of a GenBank genome assembly.